CCCCGCGGUGUCCCCCGCAGCCACCCACCGUCACCCCCGUCCACCCACCGUCACCCCGCACCCGCCCGGCCAUGGCGCUGAGCGAGCCCAUCCUCCCGUCCUUCUCCACCUUCGCCAGCCCGUGCCGCGAGCGCGGCCUCCAGGAGCGCUGGCCGCGCCCCGAGCCUGAGGCCGGUGGCACGGACGAGGACCUCAACAGCGUGCUGGACUUCAUCCUGUCCAUGGGGCUGGACGGUCUGGGCCCCGAGGCCGCCCCCGAGCCGCCGCCGCCGCCGCCGCCCGCCUUCUUCUACCCCGAUCCCGGCGCGCCGCCGCCCUAUGUCGGCCCCGCGGGCGGCCUGGUGUCCGAGCUGCUGGACGCGCCGCCGGGCCCCGCGCUGCACGGCCGCUUCCUGCUGGCGCCGCCCGCGCGCGCGGUCAAGGCCGAGCCCCCCGAGGUGGACGGCGGCGCCUACGGCUGCGCGCCCGGCCUGGCCCGCGCGCCCCGGGGCCUGAAGCGCGAGGGCGGCGCGGCGGCAGCCGCCGCGUGCCUGCGGCCGGGAGGCCGCCCGCCGCCGCCGCCGGCCGCCGCCGCCGCCGACACGCCGCCGCUCAGCCCCGACGGCCCCGCACGCCUGCCCGCGCCCGGCCCGCGCGCCUUCCCGCCACCGCCGCCGGCCUUCGCAGGCCCCGGCUACGGCGUCCCCGGGCCCGGGCUGCACUACGGGCCUCCGACCCCCGCCGCCUUCGGUCUCUUCGACGACGCGGCGGCCGCCGCCGCUGCCCUGGGCCUGGCGCCCCCGACCGCCGCCGCCGCCCGCGGGCUCCUCACGCCCCCCGCGUCCCCGCUGGAGCUGCUGGAGGCCAAGCCCAAGCGCGGCCGCCGCUCCUGGCCCCGCAAGCGCACGGCCACGCACACCUGCAGCUACGCGGGCUGCGGCAAGACCUACACCAAGAGCUCGCACCUCAAGGCGCACCUGCGCACGCACACAGGCGAGAAGCCAUACCACUGCAACUGGGACGGCUGCGGCUGGAAGUUCGCGCGCUCAGACGAGCUCACGCGCCACUACCGCAAGCACACGGGCCACCGGCCGUUCCAGUGCCACCUGUGCGACAGGGCCUUCUCACGCUCAGACCACCUGGCCCUGCACAUGAAGAGGCACAUGUAGCCAGGACGCCCCCGCCACCCGUGCACGGCCGUGGCAGGCCCCAUGAGCUGGCACUGGCCCCUUCCUAAACUGUGACUGGUAUUUAUUGGACCCUGGUGACCCGGCUGGGCAGUUGUGGCCAUGACAAAUGAUGCCACCUCCCCGGCCCACAUUGUGACUGAAGGCCCGGUGGGAGAAGCCACCCUUCUCGACGAGUUUUGUUUUCAAAAUGGUGCAAUAAUAAUUGUGACUUCCGCCCACGGCCAGCACUAGAGGACGCAGGCUGGGUGCCCCGUGAGCAAUCAGCCCCAUGUGUACUGUCGGCGACAUUUUUAUAAUAGUGUACAUAGUGACUGUGACAGAUAUUGUAUUGCUGUAAAUACGGGAGACAAGAGGGCAUUUUGGCUGCCUGGUUUUUUUUUUUUUUUUUUAUAUAAGAAGUGUCUUGCUGGUUUUUUUAUUAAAAUGAAAACUUUUGCAUCUUUUGGAAAAAAAGAAAAUCUCAGCUCUGGUCUGGCUGUGUGGAGGUUGGGGACCCUGGGGAGGGGACAGGACAGAGGAGCCAGUUCUGGUGGAUGACUGCCUGGCAUAUGCAGGAUGUGAGAA
This is a messenger RNA of Castor canadensis (American beaver), 1733 nucleotides long. RefSeq names its product KLF transcription factor 2 (gene Klf2). Gene Ontology annotation, biological process: regulation of transcription by RNA polymerase II. Lineage: Eukaryota; Metazoa; Chordata; Mammalia; Rodentia; Castoridae. The record is from RefSeq and is a predicted model, not a curated record. Gene Ontology annotation, molecular function: RNA polymerase II cis-regulatory region sequence-specific DNA binding; DNA-binding transcription factor activity, RNA polymerase II-specific.